UAAGGGUGUCGAUUCUCAAGCUGGAACAUUGGAGGAAAACAUCUACUGUAUUCUACCCACAAAACAGCCCCAAAACAAACGGAUGUGCUUCAGAAAACGAAACGGCUACUGCCCUCCAGAUCAUUUUAAUGCCAAAAUUAGUCAAAAGGGAAGUAGGAGAUUUUGGCCAUAGCAGAUUCAGCAGGGCCUUUAGUUCCCUAUGUAGUCACAAAGCCCUCUCCAGAAGAUCUAGUAGAGGUUAGGUGACAGCCCAGAGAUAUUUAUCUACCCCACAAAACCUGCAGCCAUGAGAGGUCCGCAGCCUGCAGGGGGAUGACAUGCAUGUGUCCAGGCAUUUAACAUCAUUGAGGACUUUAAGACUAGUAGGCUGCCCUCCGCCAAGCCAUGAUGGACAUUCUGUACACAGGGCCUGUCCCGGCAGACCGCGAGUCUCCGAUGACGCGGAGCGAGCCGUCCCCCAGUCGCGCCCAGCAUCCCUCGUCCACACAGAAACCCAACACCUGCUGCUUCUGCUGGUGCUGCUGCUGUAGCUGCUCAUGUCUCACUGUUAGGAGUGAAGAUGACAAGCGUGAGCGGAGGAAAGCCCAGGAGACAAGGCUGGAGCCCUUUCCAUGUGAACCUUGCCCCAAACCGACGAUAGAAGAUAUUAAACAGUGGGCGCAGUCUUUCGAUAAGCUGAUGAAGAACCCAGCAGGACGGAACAAGUUCCGUGAGUUCCUGCGGACGGAGUACAGCGAGGAGAACAUGCUCUUCUGGCUGGCCUGCGAGGACCUGAGGAAUGAGAUCAACAAGAGUGCCAUCGAGGAGAAGACUCGUUUGAUCUAUGAAGACUACAUCUCUAUCCUCUCGCCCAAAGAGGUGAGUCUGGACUCUCGUGUAAGGGAAGUGAUCAACAGGAGGUUGCAGGAUCCCACCCCUCACAUAUUUGAGGACGCACAGCUGCAGAUCUACACUCUCAUGCACAGAGACUCUUACCCACGAUUCCUCAACUCCUCUGUCUACAGAUCACUGGUGCAGGGGGGCUCACGCUCCUCAUCCGAGUCAUAGACCCCCGACUCCCUCCUCUUUCUUUCUCUCACUCUCUCCACCCAGUUUCUCCCCAUUUCUCAACAUUGCACAACCACUCGAGGAGAAAGUACUCUUUUUUUUGUUGUUGUUGUCAUGGUUGGAUUACUUUUUUUUCUUUUUUGCUUAUUCCAUGUUCCGCUUUCAUUUUAACGGGAAUUCCUCAUUUUUGGGAGGUGUUUCUCCUGAAACCGGACAGAAUGAUGCAGGAAGACAGCAGUUGUCAUUUUUUCAGAUCUUUAUUAUUAUUGUUUUUUUUUUCUUCUGUACCAUCAUUCCAAGUGUAUGUGGCAGCAGCAGCAUUAACUACUGAUUUUCACAACCAUCUUUUUUUUCUCCUUUUUUUUUUACGCAAACAUGCUACUUUUAUCUCCUGACAUCUCUAGCUGAAGAGAGUUGAGAGGGCCUCUGCAAUAACAUACACUGGAGGGGCCUGACCCCUGACCUGUCCACUGUCUCUGUGCUCUGAUUGGCUCUCUGAGGCGAGGGGUCGAGACGUGAUUGGCUGCAUCGUAAAGAGAGGAAUGACACUUUUUCAAGGUGCUACACAGAUAGGUACAACAAUAUUUACACAUUAUUUAGAAUGGAAAUCAGUUUCCAGGCCCAGAUGGAAUUUUACAGAUUUUCUGCACUGAUCCUAAGGGAAAAUCUGAGGAAGGGAUUUAAAUAUGAUAAAAUGAGAGCACUAAACUCAUACUGGUAGCUGAAAGCAUUAUCAAAUUGGCCAAAAUAAAUGAAUAAACAAAGGCAGAUGGACAUCGAAUUUUAUAAAAGACGGCAUAACUAUUCUGUUUGAUAUUUCUGCAUGUACAGAUUUCAUGUGGGCCUGUUAAUUUCAAACAACAAUAUUGGUAACACAGGAGAGAGAAGAAAAAAAAAAGAGGAGGACUGCCAAUUUUAUAUAGAUAUAUUAAAUGAAACAAACAUAAGAGAGAUGAGAGAAUGACAUGGUCUUAAUUAGACUGGUCACUCACAUUUUAAAAUGAGUAUUUUAAAUGUUAUUUAUUUUUUAUUUUGUUAAAUUGUGACCAGAUUCGUUUUUCCUGUACAUAUAUGAAAGAGAAUCUGGAACAUACGCGACAUACCGAGCAAGCUGUUAGUGGUGAGUGCUCAAUUGCGCUGUAUCUCUCUCUGGCCUCACUGUGUGUAAAUGUGACGGAGGGUGAAGAGUGUGGAACUCACAAGUCUCUCUGGCGCCCCCUGUAGGCAGUUUUGCAAGCCGUUUUUCAGUGUUCCCGCCUUUUCUUUAAGCAAAAGCAGACGAUCUUAGUCAACGUGAAAUCAAAAUUAGCUUUAUUGGUCAGUGCACGUUAUUCCACGGAAAAUACCGUAUCUUUGUAAAUGUCAAAACUUGCAUCCACCUCUAAAACUAUCUAAAAUCAUGGCAAAAUUGUUGUAGUUUAAUAACAAUUUAUGUUGUUGCAGUAAUAGCAUAUGAUACAUUUGAAUUUAACUCUUUCCUGUCAGCAAAGUUUUUUUUUUUUUUUUUUUUUUUUUUUUUUUUUGUCAGUUUAUCACACAACAUACGUUUUAAAGAGAAUGUCUCUCAAAUGACAAAAAAAAAAAAAAUGUCAGCAAUUAGCAUUAGCGAAUAAGAAAAGCAUUGCACAGGUUUUAUAGUAUUGUACAGGAAAUUUUCAAAAAGAAGCCAUGAGCUGCUGUAAAACCCAUUCAAAAGAUUUCACUGGUCCAGUGCACUUCAUUUAUUCACAUUCAAUGCUCAGUGUUCGUGCUAAAACUCAUUUUCUUUACAGAUGCCUUCAACAGACUCUGAACUUACUCCAUAUUUAGAAAUUAAUAGGAAUUUUAGAGAGCUGGCUGGACUGAUGUUAACACUGUGAGCUGCGCUACCGCUCGAAACUUAUGUAUCAUGAAAUAUUUUAUACAUUUCAUAAUGUGAAUCUGAAACCAACCAGUACUGUGCGAGUGAGUCCUCAAUAAUAAAGAAUUUGUAUUAUAGAGUUAGGCUUUUUAUAUCAGUGCUGAUCUGAAAAACAGAUUUUCUUUUUUUCCUCUAAAUGUUCUCCUUCCUUAAGCAGUUGUUUUAGUCUGAGCAAAGAAACCUUAAUAUCAGAUGUGUCAUUUCACAUUGAAAUGAGGUAAAUCAUUCACAUCCGCUUGGUACAUCCUGGAACUUUCAGGAUUUGGUCCUUUGUAAAUAUUUAUAUGUACAGUAAAUAAAUGUAUAAUGAAUUAAGGACUCUGAAAGUGGGAUUUCGAGUGUCACAUGACAAUUUAGAGGAACUUCAUGUACUGUAGUACAAAAAAAAAAAAAAAAAAAACACUUUUUUAUUUUAUUUAGUUUGUUUCAUCAGUUGUGCAUGAAUAUGUACAUUUUGGAAUAUGUGUAAAAUAGUUGUGUAUAUGGUUAUAUAUGUACAUGAACAUAUAUUUAGUAUUGCUCAUAUUGUCCGAAAUGAUGUGACCAGUCUUACUUAAGCCAGAUGUGUGUGUGUGUGUGAGUGUGUGAGUGAGUGUGAUCAAAGUGAACAUUCUUAAGAGAAUGGGAGAUAGAUGUCAAUGUCAUUGCUGCCUUUGACAGUGAACACUCAAUUACACAGGGAUACGCACAGUUACGCACCGUCCCGCUCUUUAAGACACACUCAAAGAGGGAAGCUUGCUGGUGGACCUCUCAAUGUUUCACGUGCACUUUGCAUUCACACUGAAAGCGAUUGAGAGGACACUGUACUGUACUGUAUCAGUGGAUCACAUGAACUCGGCUCAGCUGUCGCUUACAUUGCCUCAGAUUGUCAACUCACACUGAAAGCUACUUCAGUUUGCUUUCAAAAUCGCUGUCAGUGUGUACACUUUGCAACCAGUGUGAUGCAACAGAUUUAAACUUUCCUAUUAUAAUCAAAAUGAAAAUAAGGCAAGCUGGAUUUAACAUUUAAUUUAAAUUUGAAUGUUAUAAUUUUCAACUUUUUAAAAAAUGCUUUUAAACAUUUAAAUGUGUAAUUAUUUUCAAAUUUAGUAUUUAUGCUUCAAGUUAGCGAAAUACAUAAGGAUGCACUGAUAUUAAAAUUCUGGCCUGAAACAGUAAGCUGUUAAAACACUAAACACUAAAAUCUGAAUUUAUUUAAGUUAAUUUAGGCAUUACAACAUUAUAAUGUACUGUACAGUUAAUAAAAUUGGAUAUUCAUUUAUGGAUGUUCAUUAUUUGUGUGCUAAAUAUUACAUUUUAUUAUUAUUUACACUUUUUUUUUUUUUUUUUUUUUUUUACAGAUUAUUAGUAUUUUAAAAGAUCAAAUUUAAGUGAAUAUUAGAUGAAGGCGGUCUACACAAAAAUACUUAGGCUUAAAUUUACGAUUUUUUAUUUGAUUUAUUUGGAUGACACAAUGCAUAUUUGUCAGUCAUACAUAAAUGAAAUGGGUAAGAUUUCUGUACUUAAAAAAAAUAAAUUAAAAAAUUAAAAAAGUAAAAAAAAAAUUAUCAAGCUAUAGUUUAUUAAUAACUAUUUGCCCCAAUUAUUAUUAUUAUUAAAUAAUCAUAUUUACAAAAUAAAUUAAAACUGUUUAGAAUCAGAAUUAAUUUAUUCAUUGUUCAAACAAUCAAAUGUAUUCAGUUAAAGCAGAAACGUGGUUAAAAUAUGGCUAGCAACAUUCAAUUAGUUAACAUGUUGAAACAAAUUUAUUGAUAAGAACAACCUUUUACAUAAUUCUUACCUCAUGCAUUUAUGUAUGACUGACAAAUAUGCAUCACAUUAAGUUUAUAAGUUAAACAGUGAUCCAAAUUAAUGAAAACUUUAUAUGCAAUUCAAUUACAUUAAAUUCAGGCCUUAUAUUUUAUAGUGUAUAUUAUGUCAAAAUAUGUGAAAUAAGCAACACAAUUAAAUAUACAUUCUUUAAUAUUGACUGAAAACCAAUAUGGUACCAAGAUAUCAUGCAUCUCAACACAUGCUUGCAGUGCAGCCAACUUCGUUAAUUCAUAAUAGGAGUGUUUUACUCCGUUGUAUCACUCACUAGCAGUUGCCCUCAUACUCUUUCAACAGCUGCACAAAUCAGACAAACUUUCACACACUUGUAUUUGACUGGAGACAGGGACUGUGACCUAGAGCUGCUUAUGUUUACAUAAAUGUCUUUAAGGUGCCAAAAUGAAUCUAGCCUUCUAACGGUCUCAAUCUAAGGAGCUUUGUUUGGAGCAGGAGUGAAUCUGUCAGUAACCGAUGUGUCUCCGUCAUCAAAUGCUCCCACUGCUCUUCGUUACAAUAUGUUUGGAUUCAGUGUCAAGCGCUCACUUCACAUGCUACAGCCUCGAGGUUUUGCCAUGCUGUCUGUCUUCCCUCACUUUCUUACGUUCUCACCGGUCGCUCUGUGAGAUUCUCUCUUUUUGUCAUGCACGAGAUCUGCAGUGCCAUGACAUACAGCAGUAAGACCGGUCAGUGACUCUUGGACUUCUAUGGACACUUAUUUAUUGACAUUAGCGUUAUAUUUUGUAUAAAAAUAAAUCAUGUUAUGUUUUAAAGAGUAUGUUUAUGGAUUUUUGUCUUUGUUUCCCAAAGUCGGUGACCAUUACUGUGUGACCUCCCCUCAUCCUCGGGUGCCAUAGCAGGACGCCCUCUUCAGGUUGUGGUUGGGACUUGAGGUUCCUUUUUACCCAGAGUUGAUUUCAUCAAGAACUCAUCUGUUAUACUCCAUUACUUUUGACUUGGUUGCAGAUUUUUUUUUAUGUUUUUUUUAUAGAGAAGAUAUGACUAUAAAGAUAAAAAAUAAAGAUGUUUGUGUUAUUAUUCAUUUACAGCUUGCCAAGAGAUUUACUGUGACCCCCAAAAGUGCUUUUCUCACUCUACUCAACCCUAACACCUUUAAGCUCAAAGUACAAUUCAGUUUCGAUGCGAAUGCUUACACUGCAUCUGAAUUCACUGUGUAGAACUACAUCAAGUUUUUUUUUUUUUUUUCGUUUUUUUUUUUUUUUUAAGUAUGUUCUAUAUAAUAUGAAUAUGGGUAGUAAUAAAAUCACGUUGUUACUGUCACAUGACGUCUAGCACCAGUUGUGUUGUUUCACUGCCAAUCACUGACCUCUUUGGAUUGUAAAGUGUCCGUUGAGUGCACACUCUAGUAGAUGUCCAAUUAUCCGGUACUUUUCACCUACUAUUUUCGAAUACUAUGAGUUUUACUACUAUUUAUGUUUUUCACAUUCUAAAUAGUAUAGAAGCACACAUAUUCAGACACUGUAUUCUUGUAUACCUGUAUGUUCAGCUGAACUCAAAGCCUUUCAAAAUCUACUACAUUUGAUAGUUUGAAGAAAGCUUUAUUUUGCUCCAGAAGUUACUUAUGAGUGUGUAGAGUUAAUUGCAUCUCUUAAGCCCCUCAAACAAACAUUUAUCACCAUGGUGUCUACUGGUACUGCAAGUUUGUUGUUUCAAAGAUUGUGGACAAACUGUUUUAUUUCAUUUUUUUCUGUAAUCAUGCAUUAUUAUUGGAGUGAUAUGUAGUGAAAGUGAGUUGUGCCUUUAACCCCACUGUACCCUGUUAGGAUGUAAUCACCAACCCAAAAUGAAACAUUGUGUGAUAUAGAAAAUAUAGGACAGUUGGGUCCUCCACUUAAGCUGACCCCCUUCUGCACAUCUGGUUUUACUUUAAGGAAGUUGACUGGGAUGCAAGCAGCAUUUGUGGACAUUUUGUUUAUAAUUAAGAGCUCUAGAUGAUGGAAAUAUGAAUGGUCUUUCCUCACCUUGCCUUAUUAAUAAUAUCAGUAGCUAUAAAUGCCCUUUUCGGAUUGGACUACAGAGGUUUCCUAUGAUCAUUUUCAUUAUUAUUGUGUUGACUGGAUCCUUUCAACGGCAGGACUAACCGUAACCACAUACAAUAUCUAACCCAGUGUGAGAAUCCUAAAAUGCUGAGGGAUUUUCUCUGGCUUUAUCGUUCUUGUUGCCAUCUCUGAGAACAUGUAUGGAAAUAUUGUCAUAUUGCCAAGACAAACACGGGCAGCAGUCAGGCGGCUCUCGGUUUCUGCUGUGUAGGUCACCGCUGACUCGAACAAGCAACAGUGUACAGUACAAACGCUUUAUGCAUGCAUCAGCACUGUUCAAAACAUCUGUGCUGCAUAAAGUUUGUACAGUAUGUAUGAAGGAGAAAACAAAUGGCUAAAAAUGUGAGACGGAAAUACCAAUACAGAGAGACAUUUUUCCCUCCCCCUUCAAGUUCCACAAACAUUCCUGCAGUUGAACUUAAAGCUCAGUUCGCGCUGCCAUGAUAACAAGAAACUGGCAGUAGAAGGUUGCGCCGAUGAGAGCCGAGACCCGUCAUCUGGACAGAGAAGAUUUGCUCUUCUCAAUAAAACACACGAGUUACAUGAUGAAGGACACUAGCAGACCCUUAAUAGACAAAGACAUGAGAAACUUGCUCUGUAUGACAGCAUAACAUUCGGUGUACCUACUUAAAAUUGGCAUGCACUUAAAAUUCACUCCAUAUAUUUUGUACAUGCAUGUAGACGUUAUUGUGACUUCUCCAAUCAUUUAGUCCAAUUAACCCUCUGCCAAUUUAAUCAAUGUAUGUACUGUAUUUCAGUUAGGAAUUUUUUUUUUUUUAAUUAUUAUUAUUUUUUUUACUUAAACUUAAAUAUUUAAUGCUUCGGAGCGCAGACUUUUUAUUAAAGAAAUCUGAUUAUUUUUUAAAGAAACUAUGGUAUCAAGUAUUUCAAUGCUUGGGAUAACACUUUACAGUCAGAUCCUAUUAGUUAACAUUAGCUAAUGCAUAUUAACAAUGAGCAAUACAUUUGUUACAGUAUUUAUAAAUCUAUGCUAAUGCAAGUUAUUAAAAAUAAAACCAUGCAUUGUUAGUU
Molecule: messenger RNA, 7845 nt
Organism: Carassius auratus (goldfish)
Lineage: Eukaryota; Metazoa; Chordata; Actinopteri; Cypriniformes; Cyprinidae
Product: regulator of G-protein signaling 20-like
Exons: 7
Coding region: 385-1047 (220 amino acids)
Source: RefSeq, a predicted model, not a curated record